AUGGAUGGUGAUUGGGAGGAAGUCAACAGACUUCCUCUGCCUCCUCCUGGGGCACACGCUGUGCCAACUCCAGUAGCAACAUUUGCUUUCGAUACCAACCAGGAACUCCUCUGGAUCGGGAACGAAUAUGGACGCGUUUCAAGCUUCUACGGGACUGAACUUCAGCGAUACACGUCUUUCAAAGCCGGAGAGGGACCUGUUCGCCAGAUACUCUUCCAUGAUAAAGGCGUUAUUGCCCUCGGGUCUAAGAGUAUACAUAUGGCGAUGCGACGGGGGCCCCCAAUAUGGCACAUCACUCACGAUGAAAUGAAAGACCUUCGUUGCAUGAGUUACACAUCUAGAGGAACCUCUGAAAUACUUGUUGCCGGGAUGCAAGACCAGAUGUUUACGAUUGAUGUAGACAAGGGAACGGUCACAAAACAGAUACCUACCAAGGAACACUACACGAUAAUGAAAAGAAGCAGACAUAUCUGUGCUGCAACCAAGAAUGGCGCCGUCAAUAUCUUGGACUCUAUUACCUUCAACGUUAUAAAAACCUGGAAUGCCCACUCUUCGUUGAUCAAUGACAUGGAUGCACAACAUGACUUCAUUGUCACCUGCGGCUACUCCCUCCGCCAAGGGCAAUCAUAUAUGCUCGAUCCUCUUGUCAAUGUAUUCGACUUGAAGAAUAUGAUAUCGUUGCCUCCGAUACCCUUCCCCGCUGGCGCAGCAUAUGUACGCAUGCACCCGCGAAUGUCAACUACCAGCAUCGUCAUAUCUCAGCUCGGUCAGAUGCAUAUUGUUGAUCUGAUGAACGUAAAUACUAGCAACGUUAGACAAGCGAACGUUUUGAGUUAUCUGAACAUGUUCGAAAUUGCACCAUCGGGAGAGGCACUCGCACUAGCUGAUGCUGAGUGCAACGUCCAUCUUUGGGGAUCUCCCUCUCGGAUACGCUUUGCAGAGUUGAGUAACCCAGUUGAAUUUGCUGACCCCGACGACGACCCCACAACGAUGGAUUGGAGUGUGGACACCCCUCUGAGUAGUGUUGGAAUGCCAUACUACCGUGAGCAACUCCUCUCCGCGUGGCCAAGCCAUAUGAUAUUUGAAGUGGGAGCUCCACCACCGAAGAUCGACCCACAGUUUCUGUCAACUCUGAAAGCUACUGAAUGGGGUGGGUAUGGCAGAAAUACGAGAAACAUGAAGAGAAAUCAGGUCGAGAAUACAAGAACGGCGGAGAAGGCAUCUACGAGUAUCCAGGCACCGAAAUUUCUGAGUGAGAAAGCGAGGGAGGCCGCCAACGAUGCUUCCAUGGAAAAGAGAAUCAACGACGUUGUUGAUGCUAUUGGAGCCACCGAGCUUUCAAGCUUGAAGGCAGAGGUUCCCGUGAUGUAUCGGAACGUCGAGAUAAAAUACAGCAAGUUUGGAGUGGACGAUUUCGACUUCGGCUUUUAUAACCAAACGUCCUAUUCUGGAUUGGAGAUUCAUAUAACAAAUUCCUACGCCAAUCCGCUAUUACAAGUAAUGCACUUCACUCCUCUGAUCCGAAAUCUGGCAUUGCAGCAUACUGCUACCGGAUGUAUAAAUGACAUGUGUCUGUUAUGCGAGAUGGGAUUUCUCUUUGAUAUGCUUGACAAGGCCGAAGGAUCUAUUUGCCAGGCUACGAAUUUACUGAAAACAUUCAGCAACCACCCGCAAGCUGGGCCACUCGGCUUGCUUGAGGAAGACGCGCCGGGCUCAUCACUUACAAACAUGCUUCAGGGCCUGACCCGCUUCUUGCUAGAUAGAAUUGCUCAAGAUUAUAGGAGCGUCCCACCUCAUUCAGCUGCUUUUGACCAGGUUUUGGCCACUUCUGCCACUACGGCUAUUCGAUGCAUGAAUUGUCGAAGUGAACAUACCCGACCUGGAACGACAUUUGUCCAUGAUCUUCUUUACCCCGUGCCGAAAUUAAUGGUACGGAAUCCUCGCGCCCCUAAACAAUCGUUCUCCCAAAUUCUCAAGUCGAGCGUCGAACGUGAGACCACAAGUCGAGGUUGGUGCAGCAGAUGCCAGCGAUAUCAAUCUCUCGCAACUAGAAAGACCAUCCACAGCGCCCCAGCCGUUCUUAUGCUCAAUGCAGCUAUCAAUAGCCCAGAGGCUAAGCAGUUCUGGUCCAUUCCUGGCUGGCUGCCAGAAGAAAUUGGUGUGAUCAUUGACCAAGGGCAGUUCUACUGCUACCAGGGAGAUGACUUGAAGCUUCAUCUACAGAGGGGCAUUCACAAUAUAACCGUUUACUCCCUGAUUGGAGUUGCAGCGAACAUUGAAAGUGGACAAAAUCAGAAGUCUCACCUGGUAUCCCUAGUUAAUGUUGCGCAGUCCCGGCCAACGGCACCGGCAGAAAGCCAAUGGCAUCUAUUCAAUGACUUUUUAGUCCGGCCAGUCAAGCCUGAAGAAGCUCUGACAUUCAAUACUUCUUGGAAGUUACCUUCUGUGAUCGCAUAUCAAGUUAAGGUUGCGAACAACCGAAUUGAUAAUUCAUGGAAGCAGAAUCUGGAUACUUCCCUGCUCUACAUGGAUCAUAACACCAAUGUGGGAGAGAAAACAUAUCGUCCUCUGAGACCAGAAGAAGCCCCGGGAGAAGGAACAAUUAUUGCUCUAGAUACCGAAUUCGUUGCCGUUCGCCAGCCUGAGAUUGAAAUGAAUUCAGACGGAGAACGUGAGACUAUCAGACCAAUAGUCUAUGCACUCGCCCGUGUUUCCGUGGUCAGAGGGUCCGGUGAAGACGAAGGCCUCCCCUUCAUCGAUGAUUACAUCGCAAGCAAGGAGCCUGUCGUCGACUACCUCACUUCAUACUCCGGAAUUGUCCAAGGAGAUCUCGAUCCCCGAUACUCCAAACACAAUCUGGUUUCACUCAAAGUCGCAUACAAGAAGCUGUGGAUCCUCCUAAAUCUCGGCUGUAAAUUCCUCGGCCAUGGCCUCAAACAAGACUUCCGUGUAACAAAUAUCCACGUCCCCAAAGCGCAAGUCAUCGACACGAUCGAUUUCUUUUUCGUCAAAGCCCGGCUCCGUAAGCUGUCUCUCGCAUUCUUGGCCUGGUACCUCCUCAAGGAAGACAUCCAGCUCGAAACCCACGACAGUAUCGAGGAUGCACGCACGGCGUUAAAGCUAUACAAGAAGUAUCUCGAGUUCCAGGACGCGGGCAUCUUGGAGACGAUCCUGCACGAUAUCUACAGGACGGGUCGGGAGAUGAACUACAAACCCCCGGCGGCGAAGAAGGAUGGUUAUCUGAUCCAGCGGACCGAGACACCCACCAUACCAGGCGAUUCCCCGGCCCCGGUCCCGGCCGACGCGUCGGUCUCGGGACCUACGACGCCUGUGAGAAGACCUGUCGGAUUGUCGCCGGGCAUGGGAGGAUCGCUUGGCUGGACGCCGGGGAAAGGCUCGCCGUUUAGGUGA
Messenger RNA from Amorphotheca resinae ATCC 22711, 3411 nucleotides. RefSeq lists its product as hypothetical. The transcript is spliced from 11 exons. Gene Ontology annotation, molecular function: poly(A)-specific ribonuclease activity; nucleic acid binding; protein binding. NCBI's taxonomy places the organism in Eukaryota, Fungi, Ascomycota, Leotiomycetes, Helotiales, Amorphothecaceae. Gene Ontology annotation, biological process: mRNA processing; nuclear-transcribed mRNA poly(A) tail shortening. Bases 1 to 3411 code for a protein of 1136 amino acids. The record is from RefSeq and is a predicted model, not a curated record. Gene Ontology annotation, cellular component: PAN complex; P-body.